Fusarium graminearum PH-1 is the source of this 369-nucleotide messenger RNA. RefSeq lists its product as uncharacterized. The record is from RefSeq and is a predicted model, not a curated record. The transcript has 2 exons. The coding region runs from base 1 to 369 and encodes 122 amino acids. Lineage: Eukaryota; Fungi; Ascomycota; Sordariomycetes; Hypocreales; Nectriaceae.
AUGCCUGUCCUAAACGUCCACAUUGAGCACAAUGUUGGUACCCAAAUGGCGUUCAAUGGUAUUAAAGGUUACUCGAAGCAAAAAGACAUCCCAGACAGGAUAAACGGCACAGAGGAAGAAGACAUACUCCGUGUAGCGCUUCUUACAGGCUUGGGUUUGUGGAUGCCGUUUCCCGAAGAUCCUCUAGAGAUGUUGUUGUGGCUGGUUUCUGACUGGUUGACUCCGCUGGGAGAUGUCCCUGAACAUGGAACUUCUCAAUGUCCAUUUCGCUCUCCAAUUCAACGAGCGUUCAUCCAUCCUACACCCGCCACAGAGAAGCGGACGAAACCCAGCAUAGACUCCCAGGAUCGUCCCCCAGCCGAGCGCUAG